Molecule: messenger RNA, 5817 nt
Organism: Lethenteron reissneri (Far Eastern brook lamprey)
Lineage: Eukaryota; Metazoa; Chordata; Hyperoartia; Petromyzontiformes; Petromyzontidae
Product: collagen alpha-1(XXI) chain-like
Source: RefSeq, a predicted model, not a curated record
GGCCUGUGGGAGGAGGAGGAGGGGGUUGUUGGGAGACAUUUCGGCUCUGGAUGUUGCAUGCGCUGCGCCAAGUUCACUCCAAACUUUGAAAAAAACGAAUGAACAAGACUUCUCGGGAGAGCAGUGCAUUCGUCGGAACGAAAAAGCCGUUUGAAGUUCGGGCGACAUGGAGUGGGCUCGCACGUGCCUCCUGCUCUUCCUGACGUUUGGUGCUGCUCUGUCGAAUGAGUCCACCUCGGAGGAGCAGCGUGCAGGCUGCAGCACGGUUCCUCACGACCUCGUCUUCAUACUGGACGGCUCGUGGAGCGUGGGGGUGUCCAGCUUCCACACGGUCAAGGACUGGCUCGUCAACAUCACCAACAGCUUCGAGGUGGGGCCCAGGUACACGCAGGUCUCCGUCGUGCAGUACAGCGACUCGCCAAAGCUGGAGGUGUCCUUCAGCGACCGCGCCUCCGCCGAUCGUGUCGUCUCGGAGAUCCGCUCCAUAGGCUACCUGGGCGGCAACACUCACACGGGCAAGGCCAUCAAGUUCGCCAUGGACGAGGUGUUCGCCUCGUCGGCGCGGCGCGGGUCUGACGUGGCCAAGACGGCGAUCGUCGUGACGGACGGCAAGUCGCAGGACAACGUCACGGUGCCCGCGCAGGAGGCCCGGGCGAGCAAGAUCACUCUCUUUGCCGUCGGCGUGGGUUCGGCAGCCGAGGAGCAAGAGCUGAGGAACAUCGCCAGUCACCCGCCCUCCACCUACGUGUUCUCGGUGCAAGACUACGACUCCAUCUUCAAGCUCAAGGAGGUGCUGAAGCAGAAGAUUUGCGAGGAGACGGUGUGCCCGACGCGUAUCCCCGUGCCAGCCCGCGAUGAGAAGGGCUUUGAGCUGCUGGAGGGCAUGAUGAUCCACAAGAAGACGGCGCGAGUGCUGGGCUCCUUGCCCACGCAGUCUGCCUUCUCCAUCAGCCAGCAGGACGACAUCACAGAGAGCACCAAGGGGGUGUUUCCUGAGGGGCUGCCGCCGUCCUACGUCUUCGUGGCGACGUUCCGCAUGCCCCGCGACGUGGCGCGGCGCCGCUGGGACCUGUGGCGCAUCGUGGCGCACGACGGCGCCCUGCAGGUGGCCGUCACGAUGGACGGCGAGGGCCGCUCGGUGCACUUCGCCGCCACGAGCCUCCUGCGCACCGCGCAGAGCGUGGAGUUCGUGGGCCCCCUCGUGCAGAAAUUGUUCGAUGAGAAGUGGCAUCAACUUAGAAUUGUUGUGACAGAAACAUCUGCAACUUUGGUAAUCGAUGAUGAAGAAGUGGACUAUACAAUUUUGGAUAAUAUAAUUUCAAUUUUUAUCAACGGAAAAACCCAAAUUGCUAAAUAUUCACAGCAGGAAGCGACAGCGCCGGUUGUAAUCCAGAAAAUUAGAAUAUAUUGCGACCCUGGACAAAGCAAAAGAGAAACCGCUUGUGAGAUUGGAGGUGUUAAAGAUGAACGGUGCAAGGAAAUCCAGGCAUUGGUGGGAACACUUCCUGAACCGUGUCAAUGUCCGGCAGGGAGUCCUGGUCUGUAUGGCAUGCGAGGCUUCAAGGGGCACAAGGGGCACAAGGGCGAGAGAGGAGACCCCGGUGCCGAUGGCAAGUCGGGCAUACGUGGAGAGCCUGGUUUCCCAGGGGCAACAGGACCUCAAGGGCCCCAGGGUCCCCUUGGGAUUCGAGGGAUUUCGGGAAGAGAAGGAGAAAAGGGAGACCCGGGCAGUCGAGGGGGGCCCGGGCUCCCUGGGGCAGCUGGACUCAAAGGACACAGGGGUGUGCAGGGCCCAGUGGGCGAGCCUGGAGUAGCAGGCCCGCCAGGGAGGAAGGGGGAACCAGGUUCAAAGGGCAGUCCAGGCCUCACAGGUCUCCCAGGGUCAAAGGGCUACCCAGGAGAAGAUGGACGGAAUGGUUUACCAGGCCUCAAUGGACUUAAGGGAGAAGCGGGAACGCCGGGGUAUCCUGGAAUGAGAGGCGAGCCUGGGAGAACGGGACCGUCCGGAUCUCAAGGACAAAUGGGGACGCUGGGGCACAAGGGCGAACAAGGUCUGCCUGGCCCAGAGGGAGAAAGGGGACCGCCAGGUAGCAUGGGGUUUGACGGAGCAGCGGGCUUGGCAGGUCCCGCUGGCCCCGAGGGAACGAAGGGUUCGAAAGGUACAACAGGGACCCAGGGGCCGUGGGGACUACCAGGACCUGCGGGAAGGAAGGGAGAAGCUGGGCUCCCGGGGUCACCAGGUUAUGGCGGCCUCCCUGGGGGUGACGGAGAAAUGGGUGAGAAAGGAGAGGCAGGAUUGCCUGGCCACCAAGGAGACAGAGGCAUCCAAGGGUCAUACGGAUUGUCAGGAGACAAGGGAGACAGUGGACCUACAGGACCCAAGGGAGAGAGAGGAGAGCCUGGGCUGCCAGGGGAGAGGGGUCUGCAUGGACAUAAAGGGGACCCAGGCCCCGUGGGUAAUUUGGGACCAUCCGGCAUCUCUGGCAGUACAGGGGGCAAAGGCCUCCCAGGAUAUCCAGGUCGCCAAGGCAGGCCGGGACGUCCACUUGCAGAUAAUUACGUACGGAAGCUUUGCAACGACGUCAUCCGAGAUCACCUGGCUGGGUUGCUGCGGAGCAUCAUGAAGCCGUGUGAGCCUUGUGUGGCGUCACGUGGGUUACCCGGGCCCCCUGGUCCCCCCGGCACUAAGGGCUUCCGUGGCCUGUCUGGCUUUCCCGGUGAUAUGGGAAGGCCUGGAUACUCCGGGACACCUGGUGAACCAGGUGGCUCUGGGCUUAAAGGAGAGCGAGGGACGAAGGGUGACAAAGGAUCCAAAGGCUCUGGAAGGUUUGGACCCAUGGGAAAUGCUGGGCUGCCAGGUGCCAUGGGUCCCGCGGGCUUGUCGAAGGAGGGCGCAGCAGGAAUGACAGGUCCCCCCGGGCAGCAGGGCCAGCCGGGAAAACCGGGCAACCGAGGGCUGCCGGGGCUGCCGGGGGUGUGCGAUCCGCGAGGAUGCUUUGCGGCGUACGUCCCCUAUCGGCCAGGCUACCAGAAAGGUCCCAGUGACUGACGCAGAGAGGAGGCUCCGUAAGCGGGCGGCGUUUGCUUCGACGCACGGUCGGAAGUGCGUGAUGAACACGUGUCGACGGAUUUAAUCACCCUCCACUUUGGUUUGACAAAAGCAAACCGCGGGCACCCGCGUAGAUGUACAAGUGGAUUACACAGAAGGAGCUCACGCAUUGAAUUGAGUGUAUUAGCCACAGCCAACGUGUGGCCAAUGGGAACUACCCAAGGCAGCUUCAUUGUGAAAUUUUACAUGAAGGCAUUUUGCUUUAGAGAGCUACGAUCGCUGUAGUUGUGAUCAUCGAACCUUUUCAUUAAUUAAUUUGUAAUAAUUCUAAUAACUUAACCUCUUGCCCAUUGUUCACUAAAACCUCCAUGAAAUUGCAGGCUUUUAGUACUUGUGAAAUGUAUCUCUCCAUGCCACCUUAUUUUAUAAAGAAAUCUACUGCAAAUAUAAUUUUGGACAAAAUGUAAUCAAUGUAAAAAGUUACAAGCAUAUAAGCAACAGUAAUCAAGAGUUAUAAUGGCACAUUUGCAGACUCAACUUUUCCGAGUCCGUAUAAUUUGGUGAUCAUAGAUAUCUGGACUUUGUGGGGAAAUAUGCUUUCUGUAACAAGCAAUGUGCAAAUGUCUCAGUGGCAUUGCGAUAAGCAGUUUUUAGAGCGAUUUUUUACUUGAUCAAAAUGGUAAAAUUUUACUGGUGCUAAAUUAGCAUGUAUUUUUAGGAUUUGCACGUGUUUUGUACAAUGGAAACAUAUUUGUAAAAGGGGAAACAGUGCGACAGUUUAUCUUCACAUUUCACAGACUAAAUGCCAGUGCUUUGGUCACACAAAUAGAAUAAAGGUGGAAACAUAAUAUAAAGAGUUUAUCUUAUUCCCCAUUUCUUACAUGUUUUUAAUCCUCAUGACUUAAAUUGUCAAAAACAAACAUCUUUGAAGCUGAGAAAUCUUUACAUGUUUGUGCUAUCUGCUGAUUUUGUUAAACUAACGGAUUUAUUGUGUGUACAGUAUGAAGCGCCUGAGGAAGUAUUGGUUGAAGAGAAGCUUUGUUGUUGACAGCAGUAUAUUGUUUCAUCCCUCCAUCUGUAAGGUUAAGCAUUCUUUCAUUGACCUUAACAUAGUUGUUCGAAGUGCACGGUAGUUAAUGAUGUAAGUUGUGGUAUAUCGACUUCCUUUGCAAUACUUUUGUUCAGUUUCACACCAAUAUCUUUUCGUCAAGGUGGCGAGAUGUUAACUACCUCGCCUGGUAUACAGGACGCUGUGGUUCGAUCCUAACCCUAACGUCUGUAUAUUUGGAGUUUGCAUAUCUCUCUCCCCGUGGUCGUGUGGACUAUUCUCCAGGUCUGCCGGGUUUUCUCUCCACAUUUAGAAACAUCCGUUUAGAGUAUUUGGCUGCAAUAAAUGUCCACGUGAUGAGCCACUUCGUUGAGCUAUAUGUGGCCAAACGGCUUCUGAAAAAAAGCUUUAUAGCUCAGUAGAUGCCGUUGUGCAAACUUAAUGGUGGAUACUUUUGUUUUGGAAUAAUUUUUCAUGAUCCAGCUAAUCAGUGAUGAUCACCAAGUACAUUUUAAGUAAAUUGUAUUUUCUAUUAUAACGUGCGAGCCCGGCAUACCACACCGAUGAUGUACCACUUCUUGCUACAUUUCUACAUUAGAACAUUCACACAUUAUUACAGCACUGUAUGAAGAGAUCGAGAGAAGGAACGGGCAAGCAGAAGUAAGCCCCACAGAGCGGUGUUUGUUUCAACAGGUAAUGUAUAAAAUAGCUACGAGCAUAUAUUACUAAGGGCACUGAUUACACGUAAUAUUUGGAAACCAUCUUGAUGUCUUUCUUAUGACAAUAAUGAAUACAUAUGUAAAGGAGAGCCGACACAAGAUUGCAGGGGUUUCGUCCUUUAAUCUUUUUCUCCCAUCCACACCUGUCCCCAGCCGUCCCAAUCUCGUUCCCGCCAAAGGCCCCUCUUCCCUCCCGUUCUCCCCUUAUAUCCCCUCGAUCACCCCUCCCACUAACCCUCCUAUUGGUGGGAACCCUUCCCCUGACACCCCUACACAUACACUAUCAGCUCAAUCCUCCAUUAAACACAUGACCAACCCUAUUCCGAAUUCCUCCCCUCUCCCCGCCCCCUUUCAAAACAGACACUGCUCCAUGCAGCUCACAACUGCUCGCCCCCUUCCUUCCCUCCCCUCUCAUCAGCAUCUUGGCUCGCCAAUUCCUUCUCCCCCUCCUCCCCUUCACACAGGCACUCUUUGAGCUCUCCCCUUUCUGUCGAGGGGACUUCCGUCGUCCGUUAAUGUUUCAGGUCAUCUUGCCCAAUCUUUCUUUUGUGAAAUCGACUCUUCUCCCCCAUCCCAAGGUCUGCCACAGUUGAACAGUUUCAUAGUUAAUUAUAAUUGUUAGCACUUGACCAUGCUGCAAGGCCUCUCGAUGUUGUUUUCCUAUAUCCAUGACAUACCAUGCAUUGUUUUUGUUUAGCUUCAUAGUUGUAGCUGUUUUUUUAAGUGUACAUUUUAUGUGUAAACUAUGCACUUAAAAGUACUUGACAAACAUAUCUCAAGCCGAUUUUGGCUUUGCUUAAAUCAGCAUUUUAUAUGGAACUAUUAACGUGUUUUAUUAUGUUAUACAGGUAACGUUAAUCGUUGUACUUUUCAAAAUGCAUUAUAUAAACAGAAAAUGUGGAUCCGUACUAUUGUAUUCUACCUCAAGCAAGCCAUGUGUUGUGUGAUGCAUAAGGUGCAUGCAAAAUUGCUUGUUCAUUUGUGGAGGGGAAUUUUAAUCA